Messenger RNA from Crotalus tigris (Tiger rattlesnake), 2135 nucleotides. It is a transcript of the gene RGS13, whose product is annotated as regulator of G protein signaling 13. The coding region runs from base 317 to 799 and encodes 160 amino acids. Lineage: Eukaryota; Metazoa; Chordata; Lepidosauria; Squamata; Viperidae. The record is from RefSeq and is a predicted model, not a curated record. The transcript has 5 exons.
UGGAUGAUGGUGCUCCAUGAUGCAGAUGCACUAAAAGGGAACUGGCAUCAGGGAAUCUAAAAUUCAAUUGAGCAAAACAAAAGAAAAAGAGAGAAAUUAAUGCAUGUUAUAUAGGGACAUGCUAGAUCUUAAACUUAGGUGCAGUUAUGUGUGGAAAUUUGAGACUUGAGGCUGAUGCUUCAUGGAACAGAAGGAAUUUAGAACGCUUUCGUCAUGCAGAUAUUCUGGGAAACUGCCCCGGGCAUAUGGGAUGGGUAUAAUCUUGCAGGGAUUGAAAGAUAGCUAAUAAUCAGGAUAUUAACUCGACCCAUAUAUAAUGAGCUCAAGGAUUAUGAAUCGCAGCAUCUGUUGGCUUUGCAGUUUAUUCAGCGAUGGCACAAACAGAGCCAUUUCCAAAAUAAGUUUGGAAGAAGUACUUCAGUGGUCUCAGUCUUUCGAAAAACUUAUGGCUACUAAAUAUGGGCCAAUUGUCUACAAGUCCUACCUGAAGAGCGAAUAUAGUGAUGAGAAUAUGGAAUUCUGGUUGGCUUGUGAAAAGUAUAAGAAGAUUUUAUCACAGAGGAAAAGAAUAUCGGAGGCACAGAAACUUUUUAAGGAAUAUAUCCAACCCCAGGCUCCAAAAGAGAUUAAUAUUGACAGUCCAGUAAGAGAAGGUAUUACCUUGAAGAUUCAGGAACCGACUCAGUGUUGUUUCGAUGAGGCUCAAAAAAUUGUUUAUCUGCAUAUGGAAAGAGACUCAUAUCCCAGGUUUCUUAGCUCAGAAAUCUACCAAAGCCUUAUCUUCACUCUUUCGGCCUAACAACAAUCAAUAGUCUGUCUCAAAGAGGAAAAGUAUGAGCUUUAUUUUGAGUUUCUAAAUCAGAUAAAAGCAAGCAUGGCACUUUCAUAAUAUAUUACAUUGCAAUUCCCAUCAUUCCCAACCAGCAACAUCUUCCCCAGUUUAAAGCCCUCUGAGUUAAAAUCAAAAUCAUGUUUCCCAGUUUGGAGAAGAAUACAUUAAAUGAAUGGACUCAGAAAAUAUAAAUAUUUUGAUAUGAGCAUUAUUUUCUUGUUUUAACUUGGCAUGGGAAAGUUUAUAAAAAAUGGAACUGUAAAAUUGAAAGGUAUCAACCAAAGCUUUAGUAUUGUCUGAAUAAUGGAACCAUCACAAUGUCAGAGGCUGAUGUGGUUGAGUUAACCAAGUAUUCUUACUCAGAUCAGAACUUCUAAGUCUUAGCAACUUCUUGAUACAACAUCCUCUGUGGCACUUCCUGCCUUAUGCAAGCUACAGCAUCAAUAGCCAGAAACUCUAUCAACAUUCAGCCAGUCAUCCAGCCAUUAAGCCAUUAAACCUCUUUUAAACAAUUCAAGGAAGACUGCAGCUACUGCUGGAGUUCAUCUACACUUAUGUAAAAGCCACACCAAACAAGAUAAAGUAUAGGUAAAUCAGUAACAAUAUAUUAAGGACAAGUUAUAUUUACAGUAUUAUAUUAAAAUCUAUAUAAUGCUAGUAUCGGUAUCUUUUAAAGUUUAUAUUUUAUUUUAAAUAGUAUAUUUUUAGAAGUUUUGUUCAUCCCCGGCUCCCAAGAGUUAUUGGGUGGUUAGAAAUACAGGUAUAUCAAAUUAAAGUGUUUCAAAACUUAAUUAAUUGAUAUAGAUAGAUAACAUAAUUAAAACCUAUGUUUUUCAAAGCAACCAAGCAGAUGCUGAACACAAACACUGGAAGUUAACACCAAAGUUAGUAUGAAUAUCAGUGAGUAAGUGAAUGUAUGUAAUAUGUGAAUUUAAAUCAGUGGUUCUCAACCUGUGGGUCGGGACCCCAUUUGGGGUCGAACGACCAUUUCACGGGGGUCGCCAAACAAGGCUGUCCGCCAUUUUUUUCCUCCUUUUCUUUGGCCACGCCCCUGGCACCCGGUGAUGUAUAAGUGGUUUGGAGUCACCACAACAUGGGGAACUGUAUUAUGGGGUCACGGCAUUAGAAAGGUUGAGAACCACUGAUUUAAAUGAAAGGAGAGAUCAUUUGGAAGAUAUUUAAAUUAUUUUUUUCUUACAAUAUUUAUAUUUAAUAAAAUACAAGUGAAUAAUCCAAUAAAAGUUGGAUACUGUUAACAUAAUAAUAUUAAAUUGUAUUAACAAUAAAAUUAUUUUAUUUAUUA